AUGGUUCUAUCCAAGAUCGUCACUUUAUCUCUUUUCAUUUUCUAAUUUCUCCCACUCCCAAAAGUCACGUAUUGUCGGUGUAAAUUAAGAUCGAAGUGCGUUGUCUUCAAUUCGCUAGCGGACCUUUUCCUAGUCCUCGAUCUCCUUAUAAAAGUGUCCAAGCCGGCAACCCCUGCCUCGCCCUCCAAUCUCUCUCUUUCUCUAAGUCGACGCUUGCACGUGGGCGCACACACACACACACACUCAGACAAAUGGAUCCAAGCAAGACAGAGGUAGCUGUUGAGGUUUUUCCCUACCUUAGAGAAUACAAAGAUGGAACCGUGGAAAGGAUUGCGGGGACCCAAGUCGUCGCCGCAGGCUUGGAUCCUGACACGGGUGUUGAAUCCAAGGACAUACUGAUCAUACCAGAAACCGGUGUCUCCGCCAGGCUCUACCGUCCCAAUAAUAAUUACAAGAGUGAUAAAAAGCUUCCUCUCGUUCUCUACUUUCACGGCGGAGCAUUCUGCAUAUCCUCAGUCGCUGAUCCCGUCUACCACAACAGUCUCAACAUCCUAGUUGCUGAUGCUAACGUCAUCGCUGUCUCGGUGGACUACAGGAGAGCCCCGGAGCAUCCCCUUCCGGCGGCCUACGAGGACUCCUGGGCUGCGGUUCAGUGGGUGGCUUCCCAAGCUUUGGCAGAUCAUGAUCACCAGGAGCCAUGGCUCAAGGAUCACGUUGAUUUCGGGAAGGUGUUCUUGGUAGGGGACAGUGCUGGCGCCACUAUGGCACACCACGUGGCUAUGAAAUCGGACCCUACAGGAAAUGUAAAGCUCCUUGGUAUUGGUCUAAUCAAUCCUUACUUCUGGGGAGAAAAGGCAAUUGGGUCGGAGAUUACAGACCCGGCGAGAAAAGCGAUGGUGGACAACUGGUGGCGCUAUGUCUGUCCAUCUGACAAAGGUGGUGAUGAUCUGCUCAUCAACCCUUUUGCAGAUGGAUCCCCAAGUCUUUCUAACUUGGCCUGCCAUAAAAUCCUUGUUACUGUUGCUGAGAAAGACAUCUUGAGGGACAGAGGGAGGCUUUACUAUGAAGAGUUGGUGAACAGCGGAUGGACGGGGAAGGCAGAGAUCGUGGAGACCCUAGGGGAAGAUCAUGUCUUCCAUAUCUUCGAUCCCAAUUGUGAGAAAGCCAAGAGCUUGAUUAAACGCUUGUCUUCUUUCAUCAACCAAGGCCAUCUUUAAUGUCUGUAUGUAAUUACAUAUUGCAUUUCAAAUUAAGUUUGGAAAAUGUCGCUGUCAUAGAUUGCUGAUUUUAUGUAUGGAAAAACCAAGCAAGAGACAAAGGCAACACCUUUGCUGGUGGGUCUCAAAUCUCAAAUCUUGCUAGCUUGUCAUGUUUUCCGUUUUCAUGUCGUAUUUCGUGUUCACUUGCCAUAAGAAUAUUUAAUGUUUAAUCUAUUUCUUCGUUGAA
Messenger RNA from Alnus glutinosa, 1446 nucleotides. Its product is annotated as probable carboxylesterase 2. The coding region runs from base 252 to 1217 and encodes 321 amino acids. Gene Ontology annotation, molecular function: hydrolase activity. NCBI's taxonomy places the organism in Eukaryota, Viridiplantae, Streptophyta, Magnoliopsida, Fagales, Betulaceae. The transcript has a single exon. The record is from RefSeq and is a predicted model, not a curated record.